CGCUUUGAUAGGUUGUUAGAUGUCCAGCCACCAAAUGAAGCUGAUCGCAAAGAUAUAUUUUGCAUUCAUAUGCGGAGCAUGCCCUGCAGUUCUGAUGUCUGCGAAGAGGAGCUUGCUUGUCUCACUGAAGGCUAUACUGGGGCAGACAUUAAAUUGAUAUGCAGGGAAGCUGCUAUCGCUGCAUUAGAAGAGAGCCUGGAGGCAGUUGAAGUAUCUAUGGCACAUUUUAAAAUUGGAAUAGGAAAGGUGCAACCAUCAAAUAUCCAAUUCUACCAAGAGCUAGCAGCCCAGUUUCGGAGGCUAGUUGACAGCAGAGCAAUCAGGGAUGAGUGACACUGUUUAGAUAACAGGAAAUGUAACAUUCCAACUCCAUUGAACAUUAUCUUCCUUUUGAUCUGAUAAGUUUUCCUAAUUUAUGAUAUUGUUGCAGGAGAGGUUAAAGAUGUUGAAAAUGACAAAGAAUUGCUAGAAAUUCUUGGAAGAACUCGUCACCAGGAAGCUUGGCAUUAAUUCUGCGAAAGGCUCGGUAUGCAUUUAUUGCCCUCUAUAUUCUCAAAUAUACUUCAAUGCC
This is a messenger RNA of Dioscorea cayenensis subsp. rotundata (Guinea yam), 571 nucleotides long. RefSeq names its product calmodulin-interacting protein 111-like. Gene Ontology annotation, cellular component: chloroplast; cytoplasm. Gene Ontology annotation, molecular function: ATP hydrolysis activity. The coding region runs from base 70 to 333 and encodes 87 amino acids. NCBI's taxonomy places the organism in Eukaryota, Viridiplantae, Streptophyta, Magnoliopsida, Dioscoreales, Dioscoreaceae. The transcript is spliced from 2 exons. The record is from RefSeq and is a predicted model, not a curated record.